GAAAAACAGAAGAGGUGACUACAAUCCUGUCAGGCAUUCCUUUUCCAUUUGGUUCUUAAAGAGCCUUCUAAUUCAGGGGGCCUUUUUCAUCCAGUUAUGAAGGCCUUCAUUGUACUAGCACUCUGCUGUAGUUUUUUCUCUAGCAAAGCCAUUCCUCUUGCAUUUGAGUUUUCAGACUGUGAUGACCCUGAUGUCUUUAAAGCUGUUGAUGCAGCACUGAAGAAAUACAAUGAAGAUGAAGCAACUGGUACCCAAUUUGCUCUAUACGUGGUGAUGGAAGCCAAGAGAACUGCAGGUCCUGACCCACAGUUUUAUGUGAAAUACAGAAUACUUGAAAGCACUUGUGCCAGUGAGGAAAACAAACACUGGCAACACUGUCAUUACAGAGUAUCUGCAGAGGCUAAAACAGGAGAAUGCACAGCUCGAGUUCAUAUGAAUGAUGCUGAUAAAACAACUAAUGUUUCACAAGAGUGCAGAAUUUUCUCAGAUGUGUCAAAGAUAAGACUUACUGAGGCUCCAUGUCUUGGAUGCUUUCAUCCUAUAUCAAGUGAUGGUUCAGAAGUGUCAGAAAUUCUGAAAAAAGCCAUUCAAAAGUUUAACAAGCACAGUGAUGAACCUGCCCUUUUUAAGCUUGCGGAAAUAAAAGAAGCUAAGAGACAGGUGGUAGCUGGAUGGAACUAUGUAAUUAGAUACGAAAUUGAGGAGACUAAUUGCACCAAAGACCAAUUUCAAGAUUUAACUCCAGAAUGCAAAAUCACUUCUAGAGGUCGUGUAGCUAAAUGUGAGGCCAAAGCAUUUCAGGAUCUUCACGCAGAGAUCGUAGAUACCAUGAGUGACUGCAAGCUUCCAGUUGAAGAAACGGUAGUUGCUGCCAUUUGCCCAGGUUGUCCAAGGACUAUCCCAACUGACAGUCCAGAACUGAAGGAGCUACUGAAGGUUUCUACAGAGAAGUAUAAUUCAGAGAGCGAUGAUGACUUCUACUAUAAAGGUGGAGAAAUACAAUCAGCGACAGUUCAGGUGGUUGCAGGAAAAAAGUAUCGAGUAAAAUUUACAGUCUGGAAGACAAACUGCUCUAAGAGUGAGUUUGAGAAACUUAAUGAAGACUGUACAGCCACAUCAGACAGUGCAUCACUGUCAUGCGAUGCACAAAUUCACGUGAUCCCAUGGCAGAAUAAAAUCUAUCCCCAGGUGAACUGCUCUGAAGAGCACCAAGCGGUGUUCUAUGCAAGGAGGCCUCCUGGAUUCACACCUUUCCGGAGCACUGUCAUGCUAAGCCAGCCACAUGCAGUUUCACAGGCUGAUAAAAAAGGAGAAAGUCAAAGCCCUAGCACAGAAACAAGGAAAGACAAUGGACAGGAACCAGAAGGUGAAGGUGAACCUGAGCAUAAACACAGGCACAAGCACAGGCAUAAGCAUGGGCAUGGAGUUAAAAAGGAUCAUGACAAUGACAAAAGGCACAGGCAUGACAUUGGUUGUGGGCACAGAAGUGGCCAUGGGUGUGGGCAUAAAAAACACAGUAAAAAGAAUAAACAUAAACAUCCAAACCCCAAAUCUUCUGAGGAGUCAAAUGAAAGGGGUUUUAAUCGAAAUGAAACAUUCCCAUCAUCAUCCAGUGCUGAAAGUGCACUGGAGCUGGUUAGUACAGGGGUUGCAAGGGAGGAAACCAGUAGACCUGCAGAGCCACUAAUUGUUCCUGAUACUUCUUUAUUUAAUGGAUUGCCAGAUCGCCCAGAAUCUCCUCGCCCCAGAUGUCCUGGAAAACCAUGGAAACAACUUGUGGGCUUUCCAGCCCCUCCUAGCUUUCCCAGAGAAUUCACAAAUGAGGAUCUCUUGCCUUCUGCAGCAGGAAACAUCGAUCCAGCUACAGAAAACAACGAGAAAGACUUUGAUCUCACAGAUGCUUUAGCAUAAUUCAAACAUUGCAGGAUCCUUUUCAGAUAUGUUAUAUAGAAUAUAAGAAAAAUACCGCCUUUUGAAAUGUAUAAAAUGCAAAGAGGCAAAAGCUCAUAUUCUGUUAGCUGAAAUACUCAAGUAGGUCACCAGCACUUCUGGGGACCUAAGACCAUAUGGCAAUACUGUGCAUUUGCAUAUAUUUGCAAAUAUGUAAAUCUGUGUAACUCAUCUGCCUCAAUUUUCUAUAAGCACAAACUGAAUCACUGCAUCAAAUCUUACUGUAUUAUAUCUAAAAGAAAGAAUUUUGCAGAUUACACUAAGAAUCUUGACCAAAUAUCAGUAAAACAAGUCAAUAUAGAACAAGAGAGCCUCUCUUAGAUAUGUGAAAUAUUUUUUCUUUAAUUUACUGGAGUGGAUCAUUUAAAGAACAAAAUAAAACAAAGGAACCUUUUAACCUGGUAAUUUCUUUAAAGAAAUCAAUAUUGCUUUCAGUCUAUCACUAGUGGUUGUUGUGUUGGAUGAGAUAACAGGGACAGCUGAGAGAAUCCUAAAUAAAGCAGAUUUAUUAUUCCCUACACAUAUUAUGUUAACUACCUAGAGAAGCACCUUGAUUGCCAGAUUUUCAUUCAGCAGAGAUGAACAAAUCCUACAGAUCAGAUGACAAAAUCAUGAACUCUUGAGACACCUAAAAUCUGUGUGCCUUCUUCCAUUAUUAGGUUGUGCAUCAUUUUGAGACUGGACUGAUUUUCCUGUUUGGGGUAUCUUCCAAAGGUUGAGUUUUUGGUGCAAUGCAUUAGCUAAAAAUUAUUUUGCAAGAUAUUUCUUGCAAAAUAAAAUGUUUUCCCUUUGUAUGGAUGCGAUAACUUACUCAGCUGAAAAAACCCCAAAAACCACAAAGCAAUAAAUAAAUAAAUACUUCAAUGCCAGAUCAGUUCACAGUUGAAAUGCUACUCCAUCCUGUAAAGGGUUAGUGACAGGGUGAGGUCCUACAAAUGAUAGCACAUCACUGAUUUUGCUGUAAAAGACCACAUUACUUGAAACCUGUGGAAAUGCCCUCCACCACAGCUGCUGGGAUUGCUGUGGCAUUGAGACUUUGUACUCAACAGCUGGGAAUGGCUCCUUUUGUGUGCUGUGCUUCUACAGUUGGGGAGGAGGUAGGGGAAGUCUACUCAGAGAACGCAAAAGAGAUGGGAACAGGAUCAGGAGGUCUUGCAUAACAGGCAAGGGAUGAUCUGCAGACAGGAGACAGCUACCAAGAAAGGUCAGAAGAUACAGAAGUGGAAAUAAUAGAGGCAGGGUGGCAUGAUAGGGCUGGGGUGAGAAGAACAAAAGAAAACAGCAAAUUAGUGGUAAAAAUUGAAACAGAGUGAAUGGGAUGGAAAAGUGGGUAAAGGUACAAUUGUCAAGGAGCUAUGAAAGACAGAAACUCAAGAAGGGGGGCAAGAACAAAAAUAAGAAGCAAGAGAGGGGUCUCUGAUUGUGCAGGAGAGUCCCCAACAUAUCACAGAACAGAACUCAUACUGCCUGAGUCUAAGCAUUCCCUGACAGUGUAGGCACGCCUCCCAUUUUCAAUGCCUGGUUCCUUUUUUCUAAUUGCAUUAGAAAAUUCAUUAAAAGGUAUUGAAAAAGUAAGGAAAUCUAAAAUUAGAAACAGUGCCUGUGAGUAAAAAUUCAGCAUAGUUGUGUGCAUCUGAACUUUUUUUUACACAGUAUAACAGGCUGCCACAUAGGGAUGGAUGGAGACAGACAGAUAUCUAUAAUGACUGAUGGUAUCAGAACCAUUAUACUUCCUUUCUUUCACAAAAUAAUCAUUCACAAGUCAUAAAAAUUAGCUGGAGUCCAAUUUUAAAGAAAGAUACAGUAAUAAUAACCUCUAGAUCCAUCACUAAUCAAAUCCAGCCUUUUAAAUGCAUUCCUUUCCUUGCAGCAUAAUAUGCAAAGGCUAUCUUCUUGUUUUGACAAGAACUAAACUUACAAAGCUAUGCCAAUGAAAGCCUUGAGAGUUAUCUUUAGUUCUCUGCUUCUUUUCUUCUGAAUAUCUGAUUGGUAUGAUUUAGGCUGUAACUGAAAACUUUGUGUAUACUGAAUUACUAUCAGGAGUAUAAGCUCAAAACAGUUUUUCUUUUGAUUACAGUAGCAAUUUAAUAAUUAAUGCAAAAUUACCGUAAAAACAUAUAGAUGCAAAUAUAAGAAAAACAAAGUUUUCUUUC
Messenger RNA from Zonotrichia albicollis (white-throated sparrow), 4103 nucleotides. NCBI's taxonomy places the organism in Eukaryota, Metazoa, Chordata, Aves, Passeriformes, Passerellidae. The record is from RefSeq and is a predicted model, not a curated record.